UAUAUAAGUUCAUACAUUGUGCAACACAAUAUCAGCAAAAAGAAAAAAAAAUUAUGGGAUUGUUUUCCGCCAGAAAACCAGUGUUUCCAUUUCCUCCUCGUUUCUGUGUUUUCUUGUUGCUUUUCAUCCUCGUCUUUCUUGUCCUUAUUCAGUUGGACAACAUGGCUACUCAAACUAAAACAGUUAUUGGACAUAACUUACAACCAACUCCAUGGCAUUUAUUCCCACCCAAGGCUUUUCAAAACGAGACCAAGAUCGCUCGAGCAUCUAAAUUCGUCAGAUGCUCUUAUCUUUCGUGUAAAACGGAAUCUAGCAAUGGUCAGGCAACUUUCACUCAUGAAUCAGAACAAUGUCCCAAGUUUUACAGAUGGAUACAUCAUGAUCUUGAGCCAUGGGCGAAAACUAGGAUUUCGUAUGCAAAUUUAAUGGAAGCUAAGAAAUUUGCUUCCUUGAGGAUUAUAAUUAUUGGUGGGAAAUUGUAUGUAGAUUAUUAUUAUGAUUGUGUGCAGAGCCGGGCUUUGUUUACGGUUUGGGGGCUGUUACAGCUUCUUAAAAGGUUUCCAGGAAGUAUCCCGGAUGUGGAUAUAAUGUUUGAUUGUAUGGAUAGGCCUAUUGUUGACAGGAAUGCCCAUUCUGCUAUGCCUUUGCCGGUUUUUCGUUACUGCACCACGCCUAAUCAUUUUGAUAUCCCAUUUCCUGAUUGGUCUUUUUGGGGUUGGGUAGAAGUUAACCUGGGACCUUGGCAAGAGGAAUUUAAAAGCAUUAGAAAAGGUUCACAAAUAAUUAGUUGGGAAAAGAAGUUCCCGUAUGCAUAUUGGAAAGGAAAUCCAGAUGUUAAUUCCCCAAUUCGAGAACAUUUGUUGCUCUGUAAUGACACAGAUAAGUGGGGAGCACAAAUAAUGCGUCAGAAUUGGGCACAAGAAAUAUUGGACGGGUUCAAGAAUUCCAAACUAUCUAACCAGUGUAAUCACCGAUAUAAAAUAUAUGCUGAAGGAUAUGCUUGGUCUGUAAGCUUAAAGUAUAUUCUGUCAUGUGGUUGUGUUCCUCUUAUAAUCAACCCGAAGUAUGAAGAUUUCUUCAGCCGAGGCCUUUCCCCAAUGAGAAGUUACUUGCCUAUCUCCCCCGAAAACAUAUGUACAUCCAUUAAAACUGCAGUCGAAUGGGGAAAUUCACACCCAUCUGAGGCAAAGGCAAUAGGAAAAGCAGUGCAAGAUUAUAUGGAGCAAUUAAAUAUCGACAGAGUAUAUGACUAUAUGUAUCAUUUGAUUACCGAGUAUGCAAAGUUGCUGGAUUUUAAGCCAACUCGUCCUUCAACUGCUCUAGAAGAAUGUACUGAUUCCCUUCUUUGCUAUGCUGAUGAAACCCAACGUGGAUUCCUUGAAAAGUCAGCUGCUUCCCCUUCACUAACCCCUCCUUGCAAACUCCCUGCUCCAAAUUUUGAAAUGAUUAAGAAACAAAUUGAUGCCAAAAACUUUAUUUUAAGUAAAGCUCAACUAAUAUUUUAACUACUAAAGCUUAUCUAUUGUGUAGUGUAACUUGUUCUUUAGUCAUUCACUAGGCAUGUGUAAUUGUAAUGUGGACAUACUAUUUAAUACAGUAUGAUUCAAUUAGUAAAA
Molecule: messenger RNA, 1616 nt
Organism: Erigeron canadensis
Lineage: Eukaryota; Viridiplantae; Streptophyta; Magnoliopsida; Asterales; Asteraceae
Product: O-glucosyltransferase rumi homolog
Exons: 6
Coding region: 54-1505 (483 amino acids)
Source: RefSeq, a predicted model, not a curated record